GACGGGCCGGAGCCCGCACCGAGCGGCCGGGCCAGACAGGUCCCAGUAGAACGACAUGAUGGUGGAAUCUGCAUCGGAGACAAUCAGGUCGGCUCCGUCUGGUCAGAACGGCGUGGGCAGCCUCUCUGGGCAGGCUGAUGGCGGCAGUGGGACCGGGACCGCAGGCACGGCUCCGGCCGCGGGAAGGGACGGCUCAGGCAGGGAUGCGGCCAGCGGAGCUGACAGCAAUGGCGAGAUGAGCUCCACCGAGCUUCUGCACUUCCAACAGCAACAGGUAGGCUGCCUGGAUGCCAUCCCUUCAGACCAGAACCAUGCCGAGCUGGCUCUGGAUGUCCCUCGGAGCCAAGCUGCUGAAAAGGCACCUGCAAGGGGAAGACGCAGGAGCCUUCCACGGACAAAGUCCCUUCUAUGCCACUGGCCCAUGGCUGUCCGCACCUGCGGAGGCCAACCUCUCAUGAAGCGAGAACCUUCUGUAGAGUUGGCGGUGAGCAAUGCCCCACCCCCCACCCCCACCCCUGCAGCUUUCACUAAACCCUGGGUGAGGCCUGGGCUCUGUGUUGUGCUCCCAGCCAGCCUGCCUCUCUCUCCUGCAGCAGCGGUGUGCCCGACAGACCUGCCUCAGUUGUGGAAAGGCGAGGGUGCCCCAGGGCAGCCUGCUGAGGACAGCGUCAGGCAGGAGGGGCUGGACCUGGCCAGCACAGCUGCCACUGCUACCUCGUUUGCCAGCCCCCCCAAGGUCUCCCCACCUCUCUCCCACCACCCCUUACCCAAUGGACAGCCCACUGUGCUCACAUCUCGGAGAGACAGCUCCUCCCACGAGGAGACCCCCAGUUCCCACCCCCUUUAUGGACAUGGAGAAUGCAAGUGGCCAGGCUGUGAGACCCUGUGUGAAGACCUGGGCCAGUUUAUCAAACACCUCAACACAGAACACGCGUUGGAUGACCGGAGCACGGCCCAGUGCCGCGUGCAGAUGCAGGUGGUCCAACAGCUGGAGAUCCAGCUCGCCAAGGAGAGUGAGCGGUUGCAGGCCAUGAUGGCCCAUCUGCACAUGCGGCCUUCAGAGCCCAAGCCCUUCAGCCAGCCAGUGACCAUCUCUGCAGACUCAUUCCCAGAUGGCCUCGUGCACCCCCCAACUUCAGCGGCUGCCCCUGUCACACCCCUGCGACCCCCUGGCCUGGGCUCUGCAUCUUUGCAUAGCGGGGGCCCUGCUCGCCGGAGAAGCAGCGACAAAUUCUGUUCCCCCAUCUCCUCAGAGCUGGCCCAGAAUCAUGAAUUCUACAAGAAUGCUGAUGUCAGGCCCCCCUUCACCUACGCCUCCCUAAUCCGCCAGGCCAUUUUGGAAACUCCAGAUAGGCAGCUGACUCUGAAUGAGAUCUAUAACUGGUUUACCAGGAUGUUCGCCUAUUUCCGAAGAAACACCGCCACCUGGAAGAACGCCGUGCGCCACAACCUCAGCCUUCAUAAAUGCUUCGUCCGCGUGGAGAACGUCAAGGGGGCCGUGUGGACCGUGGAUGAGCGAGAGUAUCAGAAACGGAGGCCACCAAAGAUGACGGGGAGCCCCACCCUGGUGAAGAACAUGAUCUCUGGCCUCAGUUAUGGGGCACUUAACGCCAGCUACCAGGCUGCCCUGGCAGAGAGCAGCUUCCCCCUCCUCAGCAGUCCUGGCAUGCUGAACCCUGGCUCGGCCAGCAGCCUUCUGCCCCUCAGCCAGGAUGACAUGGGUGCCCCUGGGGAGCCACUGCCCAGCAACGGGAGUAGCAGCCCCCCUCGCCUCUCCCCUCCUCAGUACAGCCACCAGGUGCAAGUAAAGGAGGAGCCUGCUGAGGCAGAGGAAGACAGGCGGCCGGGGCCUCCCCUGGGGGCCCCCAACCCCGGCACUGUGGGGCCUCCGGAAGACAGGGACCUGGAGGAGGACCUGCCAGGCGAGGACAUGUCCUAAGGGCUGGGUGGGCAGGCAGGGCAGGCCAAGACCCUGCCGCCCAGUCCGGACCCCAGCCCACCCACCCCACUCUACAGCCCCUCCAACCUCAAGGCACUUCGGGGACUCGGACGGGGGAGACCUGGGCCAGCAGCUCCCUAAGCCACCUGACUGACAGACGCCUGGGGGCAGGCACAUUCCUGCCCCCUGAGAGGACACAGAACCCUUGGCCCAGGACCCUCUCAGACCCUCCCUGUAUCCCAACCACCAGCAGCAACAGGGCCCUCCUCCCCCACCAGUGCUCCCUUACAGGGCCCCUCAGCACAGGGGAGACCCGCAGGCGGGGCUGAGCCACCCUGACAUCCCUGACCUUCAUCUCCUGCCCUGGCUGUGGCAGAGGUUUCUGGCCAGAGGACCCUUCCUGGUUCGUCUUCCCCUUGACCUUUCCCAACUGUGAAGAUUGUAAUUCUCCAGCCCCAGCUCCCUGCUCCAUGGGGCAAGCAGACUGGGAAUGCAGCCGCAGCCCAGCCUCUCAAGCUGCUGGCAUAGGGCAAGUUGUGCCCUACCCUCCCCCCACACACACCUGAGACAGGACCCAGAUGAAAACAGGCCUCCACCCUAGCCUGUUUGCCGGGUGCUCCUGUGGCACCCCAACUUGAGGAAGCACUGAGGGCCCCCCAUGCUGGGCACCUUCACGGCUGUGUGCACAGGUGGCCUCUGUGGCCUGAGCAUCACAGUUCAGGAGAAAGCCAGGCAGGAACCAUCCUCAGCCCCAGCCUGCGGGCCCCCCUCCCUGCACUGGGGUCCUCUCACCCCCUCAGCACCUGUCCCCCCCAGUUAAACGGAUGACCAAAGACCUUUCUUAUGCCGGAAGCAAAAACCAAAUCUUUUUGUUGGCUUUUUCCUUUGUCGCCUCCCGAGCACCCUGCCCACCCCUCUGCACCCUGGCCCCAGGCUGGAAGCCAUCCCUCCACUUAAGUUAUUGUUUAAAACCAAAGUUUACAGUGUCUGUUGGUGGCAAGACCCUCUCCUUCCCCUCCCCCAGGGUCUAGGGGUCCUGCCCACUUCCCUUCUGCUCUUCCCCCCACCUAAGGAGAAGGGAGAGGGCAGGAUCCUGCCCCCAACCCUGGGCUGCUUUCUGGGGGCUCUUCAGACCCCCGCAGAGGACCAAGUCCCCAUCAUGCUGGGAGUGUGGAUUCCAGCAGAGGAGCUGGAAAAGUUGAAACUCCACAGACCCCCUAUGGGGGACCCACAACCCAAGGCCAUGGACUGGGUGUAGGGGUGCCCAGAGCACCCUGCGACAGCCCCUACCCUGAGAAAGACUCCUUGGACAUUUCCCAGGAGAACCCCACAUCCACCGCCAACCCCUCUCCCACCCGACACAAGCCGCCCUCCUGAGAGGCAAGGGGCCCCGGCCUUCCCCGUGUAUCCCCACCCGUGUUCCGUUUGACCAGCACAGAAAUAUUAAAGUCCUCUAUUUACCGGG
Myodes glareolus (Bank vole) is the source of this 3404-nucleotide messenger RNA. Lineage: Eukaryota; Metazoa; Chordata; Mammalia; Rodentia; Cricetidae. The record is from RefSeq and is a predicted model, not a curated record.